This is a messenger RNA of Suillus plorans, 1766 nucleotides long. RefSeq names its product WD40-repeat-containing domain protein. The record is from RefSeq and is a predicted model, not a curated record. Lineage: Eukaryota; Fungi; Basidiomycota; Agaricomycetes; Boletales; Suillaceae. Bases 109 to 1377 code for a protein of 422 amino acids. Gene Ontology annotation, molecular function: protein binding. The transcript has 3 exons.
ACCUGCAAGGAUCAGACUGUUCGGAUUUGGGAUGUAGAAACAGGGAAUCAAGUGGGAGAUCCAUUCGAUGGACACACUACUAGUAGCACUUGUGGACUGGCUGUACCAAUGGAUGGUAGAAGAAUUGUGAGUGGGGCGAAAGAUGGCAAGAUCAUCAUAUGGGACGCAGAUACGAAGGAGAUCAUCAGAUGUCUGUCGCAUCAUACAUCCUGGGUCGGUUGCAUACAGUUCUCACCUGAUGAGAAAAGACUCGCAUCGGCAUCAGAGGAUGGCACACUAAAGAUCUGGGAUGUGGGAACAGGAGAGCUGGUGUUCGACAUCGAUGAUCACCAAGGUCGAGUAUUCGCAGUAGCCUAUUCUCCUAACGGAACCAAGUUUGCGAGCGGGUCACAUGAUCAGACGGUUCGCAUCUGGAACGCAGCGACUGGCAAGCAGCAAACCCAACCACUCAUCCACGACAGAACAGUGUUCUCAAUAGUCUGGUCUCCAGACAGUCGUCGUAUCAUUUCUGCCUGUACUGAUGGCCAGAUCUACUUCUGGAGUGCACCGACUGGUGCCCAGCUCGGAUCUCCACUGCGCGCACAUUCCGACGCCAUUAUCUCGUUGGCAAUCUCCCCUGAUGGCGAGCUGAUAGCCAGUGCGUCCGUUGAUAGCACCGCUAGGCUGUGGAGCACAACGACCCGCAAACCUUUUGGUCGUGUGCUCCAGCAUACCAAAAGGGUAUCUGCAAUAGCCUUCUCGCCAAACGGCCAGCUUGUUGCCACAGGCGGUCGGGAAAACACAAUCUUUUUGUGGGAUAUAUCUCAGGAGUCCACCAUUAUGACGAAUGUCGUGUCGCCCUCAUUCGUUUCCCCGGCGUCCCACAUCUCAAGUUACAUCGACCAGCCAUCAGCAAACUUCCAUUCUCUUCCAGCUUCUUCUGCACCGGCGCCGGACGAGCUACCGGAUGCGACCGAGUUCGCAACAGAACCUGCAGGCUCGCGCGAUGCUGCUGCCUCACAUUCCCCAUCUCUGUCUCUUCAAGGUCACUCCGAUCAUGAAAUCCCUACUCCAGUCCACACCCCCCCUCCAGUCGAGCUUUCCGACAACAUUCAAGUACCUCCAGAAACCAUCAACUCGCGUGAUGCAGCUGCAUCCCCUUCCCCAUCUCUUCCCCCUCAAAGCUCCUUUCAUCCUCAAAUAGUGACUGCUUCAGCUUCCACUCCGGUCCUGACCUCGACUCCAAAGUCAUUUUGGAAGCGCUUUCCUAUGUUCAAUGGGUCUGCAGCGUCUGUAGACUCCAAGCGAUGGAAAUUCCCUCGUAUUGGUAACAUCAUGCAGCGCAAGCAUCGGAAUGUGGAACCACAAGCAGGUCCUAACGAUGCCCAACAUUCAUAGGUCUACGAGCCUGGUUUUUAGUAUACUCUUCAAGUUAGCCGUUACCCUCGCCCCUCGUUCUAUCGUGUUGUCCCUCCCCUGCCUAUGUAGUCUGACUGCACUAUGCACUAUUAGAUCCAGCUUUGGUUAUGUUUUUUCUUUCUUCCAGGGCUGUGGACUUCUACCGCCGUCGAAGGACUGCCCAGCAAUGUUGUUUCUGAAUUCUUUCAUCCCCGGCAGGUCCAAUCGUACGCAUACGACUCGCUCAGGAAUGGAAUUGAUCACCUCAUCGUCGGUCGGGUAUCCUUCAGGGAAAAAAUACAUAUCUAGUGUUGCAAGGCAAAUGGUUUUAAAUUAUCCGAACAGUGUGUCCGAGUCCACCUCACGUGUAUGGUCGGUGAGUUGAUCUG